CCAAGCUGGCCUCCCCGGCCCCCUCCCUGGCUCCGGCCCCAGACCUGGACCCGGACCCGGACCCCGAGCCGGACCCUGAGCCGGACCAGCAGCACACCCACGAGGAGCAGUAUGUGAGCGAGGGCGACUGCAGCCAGCUCGACACAUCCACGGCGCCACCAGACUGCAGGGACGCCGAGACCAUCACAGAUGUGUGCAACAGCACUGACCUGCCGGAGUUUGAGAUCAUCAGUCUUCUAGAGGAGCAGUUGCCAGUGUACCGGUUGCGGGCUGACACCGUCUACGGCUACGACCACGAUGACUGGCUGCACACUCCCCUCGUCGCACCGGACACCAGGUUCGACCUGACCACCGAGCAGAUCGAAGAGACACUCAAAUACUUCUUGCUAUGUGCAGACAGAGUGGGCCAGAUGACGAAGACCUACAAUGACAUCGAUGCUGUCACACGUCUGUUGGAGGAGAAAGAGAGAGAUUUGGAGUUGGCUGCAAGAAUCGGCCAAUCACUUCUUAAGAAGAACAGAAUUUUGACUGAGCAGAAUGACUAUCUGGAGGAACGAGUGGUACAAAUCACAGAAGAGGUGGCCCAGCUCCACCAUGAGCUGAACCUGAAGGAUGAGCUGCUGCAGUUUUACACCAACGCAGCUGAGGAGAGCGAGGAUGAGUCCAGCAGCUCCCCAACGGGAAAGAAAAGUAAAUUGGAAACAGCUUCGGGAGCAUUUGUGAGCGACACACUCCAGAGGAAACUCAAAGAUCUGGAAGAAGAGAACCUGUCGCUCCGCUCAGAGGCUAACCAUCUAAAGUCAGAGACUGAAACAUAUGAGGAAAAGGAGCAGCAGCUUGUCAAUGACUGUGUGAAAGAACUCAGGUUGUCCAGUCUCCAAAUCUCUGCCAUAGCAGAGGAAUUGGCUCGUAAGACUGAGGAUGCUUCCCGACAGCAGGAAGAGAUCACACACCUCCUCUCUCAGAUAGUAGAUCUGCAAAAGAAAGCCAAAUCUUAUGCGGUGGAGAAUGAAGAGCUUUCUCAACACCUAGUGGCAGCUAAAGAUGCCCAGAGGCAGCUUACGGCAGAGCUCCAGGAGUUGGAGGAGAAGUAUUCAGAGUGCAUAGAGAUGCUGCAUGAAGCCCAAGAGGAGCUGAAGAACCUGAGGAACAGAAACUACCCAGCAGGAACCCCUCGACGUUGCCAUCCCCUGGGACUGUACCCCAUGGAUUCUCUGGCAGCCGAGAUUGAGGGAACAAUGAGGAAGGAGUUGAGUAUGGAUGACCCAGAGAGCGAGGAACAGAAAAGCCAUCGGAAGCGUGUGUUUGAGACCGUUAAGAACGUCAACCAGACAGUCCGUCAGCGUUCUCUGACUCCAACCAAUGCCAACAUCCCAGGCUCCAACCAGUCUCUGUCAGCUCGUACAUCGCCACAGUCCAGCGGUCUCUCCACACCUCACUCCAGCAUGUAUGGAGGCGACAUCAGCGGAGACAGUAUGGCCCUUGACAACCGAACACAGAGCAUCCUGAUGGAGACUGCGUCCAAUCAGGAUAGCAGCACAGAAGGCCGAGAAAAGAAGGCCAGUGGAGCUGAGGACCUGCGGCUCGCCCUGCGACGCCUGUCUCUGCGUCGACAAAACAACCUGAGCGAGAGGCGCUUCUUUGAAGAGGAGAGGGAUCGGAGACGAGGAGGACAUGGAGGUCUAUCUGUAGCCCUGGGCCAGGAGCAUGUGAUGACUCCCUCAGAAAGCAUCAUGUCUCUUGGGAACCUCCACAUUUGGGCCACACGAGGGCCUUACCUCCCUGACAAACUCCAGAUCGUCAAACCGCUUGAAGGCUCUGCCACUCUGCAUCACUGGCAGCAGUUAGCUCAGCCUCACCUCGGUGUGAUUCUGGACGCCAGGCCAGGAGUUGUGCCAAAGGGCUACAGACCCCUCGAACUAGAGCUGGAGCAGGUAUACCCAUGGGGAAGCUUUGAGGAGGAUGAACCAGGGGAACAAUACUUCCAGAAUCUUCCCACCUCCUCGGCCUCUGCCUCACCAGCUGUGCCCUCCACCUCCAGCACCGCUGACACCAACAUCGCUCAGCCUCCACCCACCCUCGCUCCACCUUCUCCACCCUCUCCAUCUCCAUCGCCACAUCUUAGCAACACUGACAUCCUGGCUGCAUACUACCCAGGUAAAUGCAUGGCCCACACCAGUUCUACCUACACCUUCACAACCUGUCGAAUCCUCCACCCGACUGAUGAGUUGACGCGAGUCACACCAAGUCUAAACCCAGCCCCGGCAUCGUCCUCCUGUGUGAUGACAAGCACUCUGUUGGGUACUCCUGCUGCUACACCGUGCACGCCCCGCAGGCUCAGUCUCAGGCCAUCUGAAUCCUCAACAAACCUCAGAGAUGCAACACGCACCACCAGCACCUCCCUGGGGUUAGUGCGCCUUCUCCAGGAGAGAGGGAUCUCUGCAGCGAUGUAUCACCAGAGCCAGGGCCUGGAGUAUGGUCAGGGCAUUGGAGGAGUCUUAUUCAGCACCUCCAUUGCCCCUAACCGAGUGCCCAACCCCGACCCUCUGCGCCCCUCUACCCCUCCCAACUCACCCACAGGACAGGGAGCUUCUGCUGUGCCAACCCCCGUGGGCUUCGACUUCAAGAGCCCUUCCUACGACAACUUCCUGGCCUCCAAACCAGCCCGCUCCAUUCUGAAAGAGGUGACUGGGAGAAUGAGGGGCAGGCAGAGAGGGAGGGACUGCGAAAGCCAGACGGACGUUAGCGUGACCGUCCACAACCUCAACCUGCUGGACAAGGUGAAGCGGCUAGGUGUGGCUGGAGCUCCAGGGGCCAGAGCAGUAAGUCCCAGCCCGAUCCUGGGGCCUCUGGGUGGGCUGCGCAGAUCCGGCUCCCCUUUUGGGCCCGAUGGAAUGAGGAGGAACCGGAGUUAUCCAGCCAUGGUUGGAGCUAGCAUGGCCAUGAAAGCCCCGGGGCCCCAGGAGUAGUCUGUACUGCUGCUGGCUGUUAGCCAUGUAGGAGCCAGGCUGGGCCAAGGACCGACUGUUGAGCAGUCACCUGGAGCCCAAAACACUGACUGUUCAUACUGUACGACAACAACAUGGCACUACUGACCACUUUCUAAUCACUACUGUGGUUCCACACAGACCCUAUCCAUUCUUCAGUGCUUUCAGUUGGUGACUCAUGCUUGAAUUAAAAUCAAAAUAAGUUAGGGUUAAGGGUUGGUUCAUCCAAAAUACAACAACCUCUUCUGGUAUGUAGAUAGUUUUGGUUUUAUGUGCCCAUAUUAUGAGAUGUUGCUGAAAUGUCUCAUGUCUCAAUACAAUGAAGGUGAAAGGAAUUUCAUUUCAAAGCACUGAACAAUUACAAUAAAAAACUUGUUUUUCCAGAAAAUGUUCCUGUUACUCUGGAUAAUCCACGGACCUCACUGUGAACAGUUUUCGUUACUUCCUACCAAUUAAAAGAAAACUUCAUCAACAUCAUUUUGGAAAAUGUGCUUUUUUGGCUUCUUUCUGGGAGUUAGAUGAGAGGAUUUAUAACACUCUCAUGUUUGGCGUUAAGUAUGAAGCUGGAACCAGGAAGUGAUUCACCUAGUUUAAAGACAAUAAGAAAUAAGGAAGUUCAAAAAUACAUCAAACAGAAAUGUAAAAGUUUCUACUUGUGGUGUUAGAUGGAGUUAAAUGGUAUCUGUACUUGAUGAGCAACACUUUAUCGUCCGGGCUGUGUUCAGAAAUAGUUCCAACAACUCCCCCUGAACCCCAAUUUUUACUGUAUGUCUGUUUGUGUAUGUAUUAAAAACAUGUUGUUAGUGAGCUUUGGAGGUGCUGAUAGGUAGAUUUUUUUUUAACUUAAGAUAAAGGCAGGCUAGCUGUUUCCCUUGUUUCACCCUAAAUAUAUACUAAGCUAAGCUAGUUGCCUGCUGGCUCUAGCUCCAUACUUAAUGCAAAGACAUAAUAGUAUAAAUCAUCUAAAACUCACGAAAAGUAAGCAUAAUAGUGUAUUUCCCAAAUUGUCACAUUAGUCCUUUGAAAAAGUCGAAUUAAAAAACGUUUUACAGUUUGUUCUGUGGACUCUCCAGAGUAAGGGCAUGGGCACACAUUUGUAAAUUUAUUCUCAUGGUGACCUAGACCACCUAUUUGGUACUGACAUCCAUGUCCCCUUUAGGAUGAAUUGUAAUAUGUUUGGUGAUCAUCAGGUCUGAAUUUUAGUUACUUAGUUUAGUCUAAUACACUAAACUAAGAUGAUGAACAUGUACCAGCUAAACAAUCAGCAUCUUUAUUGUCAUUUUAAGCACCUUGCUUUUAGCAUUUAGCUCAAAGCACCACUCACAGAGCCUCUAUAGACUUUUGUCUGGUUAUUUUUACCCAGAUAUGUAAAAUCUGGGCACAUAAAACCAAUUUUAUGUAAUUUGAUCUUAUGUAAUUGGGUGAACUGACCCACUCAAAGCAGAAUAUCUUGAAAGAGAGCUACUGAGAUAUCUGUCUGCUCCCACUGCUGUCCACUCACAUCCCUGCUUUGGAGACUGACUCUGCUGGCUAGAUAUAGUACUCCCACUCUCGCCUUUUCUGAAACACAUCCACAAAAUCCCACACACAUCCAGACAUACACCGAUGCACUCUGUUACAUCUGCCAUUGCACUAGUUGUACUACUAGUAGCUGUAGUACUAAACCAUGCCUUUCUUAAUCUCUAUUAUUGGAUUAAGAUCCACCUUUUUAUAAAUGAUUAUAAAAUUUACACCAAAUACAUGAAAAUAUGUCAUCCUUGCCGUAGCGCUCUCUACCCUCAGUCAUACGCCUACCUAAAUGAGUAUCUGUGAGUCUGACAAGUCACUUUGAACAAAUCACUGAAUAGAUUUUUUUGUCAGUAUUAAAGAUACUUUGGUUUAGUUUUCUAAUUGGCCAUUAGACAGGGAAGUUGAUGGUGCUUCCAUUGAUUGGACGAUCAAUAGGCUGAAGCCACAGCUCACAAAGAGUGAGAGAGGGAUAAGGGAAGUGAUUGUGGCUAAUCAGCCGUCAUGGCCAGAAUCUUUUGGAGAAAUGAAGCAAUAUAGUGCCUCGAACAUCUGUUUUUGAUGAUUUAUGUUCUUUAUGUGUUGGAUUGUGAAAGAGCUGCCAGGGCCGUCAUUGCACUUGUGUUUAUUUAUUUUUUUAAAAUCCUUUUAAUUUGUGGUCAUAGAAAUGAUGUUGUCUCACAUGUGCUCACUGUAUAUACUGUUCAUUGUCACUAGAUUGUAAGUAAUGACACACUUAUAAAGGAACUGUUAUGUGUAGUGCAUAACCAAGAACCACACAUCACUGUAAGUAUUGAGGUGAGCAUGUAAUGAGGGUUUUUUUUCCAAAUAAAAGUUCAGUAAUCAAACAAUAA
Dicentrarchus labrax (European seabass) is the source of this 5347-nucleotide messenger RNA. RefSeq names its product trafficking kinesin-binding protein 1-like. Gene Ontology annotation, biological process: anterograde axonal transport of mitochondrion; endosome to lysosome transport; neurogenesis. The record is from RefSeq and is a predicted model, not a curated record. The coding region runs from base 411 to 2969 and encodes 852 amino acids. Gene Ontology annotation, cellular component: dendrite. Lineage: Eukaryota; Metazoa; Chordata; Actinopteri; Moronidae. Gene Ontology annotation, molecular function: GABA receptor binding. The transcript is spliced from 18 exons.